CUGAACGGCCUCAACGUCUUGAACCCAGACUCGGACACAUUCCUGAGGUUCGGGCUUACGACUCAAGAGCUGCCGUUACACGACUAUCUCCGUUGCGAGCGCUCUGUCGUGAGGCUGACAGACAUGCUCAAAGUCCACAACGGCCCCGUUCACUCACCCAUCAAUACAGCAAUGUCGAGAGCUCUGAAUAAGCACAUCAUCGCUGCUCUGAAGCAAGGCGACCACGAGCAAAUCUUCAACGACAUUUCCGGGCUUUUUGCCCAGCCACAGGAUGAUGGUGUCCUCGAAGUUGAAAUCCUAGGCCAGGGCCAUCCAAUGGGCCCGGACGAGAACUUCCUACGAGACGAAAAUGCAGUUGCGAUCCCCAAGCUGCGUAUCGUCCAGGCCUUUCUCUUCGCCAGAAAGAUUCUCCAGAAGUACCAAGCCAAUGGUUCCGAGGGGCGUGAGCAGCUGAUGGCCGCGACAAGCGUACUGCUUCUGAUGGACCCCGAGCACCUCACAGCCGCCAACACCAGGAAGCGUCUUCUCUCCGAUGCGAUCUCCACAGGUGACACCGUGAAGGCGUAUCUAGCACGGGAGAAGUGGUUUGUGGACAGUCUGCUCACCAGCCGACUUCAUCGACACACAAAGUCACCGACGUUGUGGAAUCAUCGACGUUGGCUGUCGGAGCGAUACCGUGAUGCCGGGCUUCCUGUCUUGGUUCAACAGGACAUCGAAACAGUCGCCAUGAUGGCUGGAGAGCGACAUCCGCGAAACUAUUAUGCAUGGACUCAUGCCCGGUGGUUGACAAAGACGUUUCUGGUCGUUUCCGAGCUAGACGUGCUCGUGUCACUGAUCCAGAGUGCUAAGAAGUGGUCUUUCAGGCAUCAUUCAGAUAUUUCCGGCUGGUCUUUCCUCGCUCAUCUACUUGAUAGACUAGGGAAAGACGACAGGGGGACAGUUUCGUUGGUUUAUAAUGAGACUUUGGAUCUGGUAGAAUCUCUCCGGUGGUACAAUGAGUCAGUCUGGUCGUUUCUACGCACAAUAGCAUCUUGGCCAGUACUGGAACAAAUCGAUAGGGGUAGAUUCGUGAGUGUUCAAGAGUGCCUGGUAGCAACCAGCGCUAAGAACUCUAUCGAAGCCGCAGCACUGAGAAAGGCGCGGACCUGGUGGGAUGUGUACGGCUCCAAUGAUGAGGCAGCCUGUACAGAAGACCAGUUAACGUGAUAUUGGUAAAAUAGAGGAGGAGGAAACCAGCAAAAUCCCGGUGCCAGUGCUGAUUAUACGAGUCCAAAAUUAGACUUCUGGAAGAGGCAUACAUCAAGCUCAUUUCUCAGGUACAAUGAGCUUCCAGGUUGAGCCUGGAUCCAUUUCGUAACAAUGGGAUUUGACUUGGGAAACGUUGCUUCCAUUGGAAAAUAAGAAUAAGCAGCGGCAUUGCGCCUAGCGCAGUAGAGCAGAGAGCACCGCAGAUGAGAUGCUGAUGGGAAUCAUGCCUAGUUUGCUAAUACUUGCAAAUGAUUGCAAUCAAUGUCUUUACGUGGUGAUUCUCCAAGGGAUCAACAAGAUCAAGAAGCUCUGGCCUUCCAAGUUCCAACAGCACAUAGUACAAUGCAUCUUGUAAUUGGGACCAUUCUUGGAGCAACGAAUCGACCAACAGCCGACAGCCACGCCGAGCUGAUU
Molecule: messenger RNA, 1662 nt
Organism: Colletotrichum phormii
Lineage: Eukaryota; Fungi; Ascomycota; Sordariomycetes; Glomerellales; Glomerellaceae
Exons: 1
Coding region: 124-1206 (360 amino acids)
Biological process (GO): protein prenylation
Cellular component (GO): cytoplasm
Molecular function (GO): protein prenyltransferase activity
Source: RefSeq, a predicted model, not a curated record